Pararge aegeria (speckled wood butterfly) is the source of this 3325-nucleotide messenger RNA. Its product is annotated as mucin-12-like. NCBI's taxonomy places the organism in Eukaryota, Metazoa, Arthropoda, Insecta, Lepidoptera, Nymphalidae. Bases 130 to 2865 code for a protein of 911 amino acids. The transcript is spliced from 11 exons. The record is from RefSeq and is a predicted model, not a curated record.
CAGCGUGUCGCUAGCGGUGUUAUUCCCCGCCUGAUCCCCGCAGCCCGAGUGAACAGGGCCGUGCGCUUCGCAUACGCACUCCGCACGCAGCGCGCGCCACAGCUCUCGUAGCUGACACUCGCACUCGCCAUGGACCCCAGGAUAGCGCUAUGUUUCCUGAUUUGCACAAUCUACGUGAACUGUAGUGAAGUGGACAUUAUUACAGAACCACGUCCGGGUGAAGAAUACGUUUUAGUAAGUUCCGGCCAGCAAACUCCUAUAAGAAACUUCGAAACAGCACACAAAAUACCUGAAAAACAUCCUAAUUAUCGUUUAACAAAGCCUGAUGAUGGCGAUAAGGUAUUUAAAAAGAUACAUAGUGGUAAGGCUAAACAUCCCGCGGAAGGAAUUAUUUCUAUUGAAGAAGAUAAAAAAACCUUAUUAAAAAAGGGACAAAAGGUUAAAACUUCGGAAUCGAUAGAAGUUGAUAUACCUAUAUCAAAAAUUGAAGAUAUCAAAAUAAAAGAAAACGUAAAAGACGUUGAUAUCAACCCUAAAAUGGCGGUUGCUUUAGAAACACUUUCAGAAUCGGGAAAAUUGAGUAACAACGAUGGGACAACUACUCAAAAACCCGUACUUACCACAGCAUCAUCAGCGUCUUCAAAGGCUUAUGACUAUAUCCCUAUAAACUUUGACACUAUUGAUGAUAUUAAUAGUGGUCUACUCUCAUCCAAUGUUAAGUUAGAAACUGCAGGGUCUGAGCAAAAACAACAUUCUAGAAUUCAAGUGAAGAAAGGACCGAACGGUCAAGAUUAUGAAUACGAGUACAUAUACUAUUAUUACGACGAAGAUGAGGAUAGUAAAAAAGAUACUAAAGGUAAAUUUGCUUCUUCCACUGGUGUACCUGCGCUCAAUUCCCAUGACGGGCCCCAGAAAGUUGAAAAUGAAAAUCAAAUUGCUAAGGAAACCAGGCCUAAGAGCAAAUACAGUACUAUUGACAGAUCGACUGUAACUACAACUGCAAUUCCUGAAGUCCAUAAUGAAGUCAACCCAACCCCUGCAAGAGGGCGUUCUCGGGGCCGCAAUGUUACACCUGCACCUGUUGAAGAAGAAUCGCGAGAAGAAAGGCUACCAUCGAGCACUCGGUUUCCUCCACGUGGUCGCAAUUUCGCAGCUACUAGUACUACUACUACCACUACUAGCGUUCCUGAGGUAUCUUCCGAAACAAUUAGACACCGUGGUCGGUCACAGGUUGACAAUGUUGCAGAUGAGUCAAUAGGUCAAACAAGAAGUAGAACUCGAGCUCAUAUAAGACGGCCAAGCUCCGAACUAGUAGAUCUUGACAGUUUCAAGACACAUUCGGGCGGCAUUCCUGCACAAUAUAAAGAACCUCCAACGAGGUAUUCGUCUGAAAGUCAAACUACGACUGUAGCUGCGGAAACAGUGCCUUCUGUAAAUGAACCGUCUCACACGAAAGAAUCACAAAGAGAGGGCCAUAGUCUUUCUAAUGGAAUAAGAUUCCAAGAAAUUAUUGAUGAUUCGAAAUUGCCACCUGACUACAAGCAAACGACGACAUACGAUCAAGAAACAACUGAAUACACGACAAUGACAGCUAUGGAGAAGGUUGCACUUGAUUUAUAUGCCUAUUUGGCUGGGGAAAAUCUAAAUAACGAAAUAAGUCCAUCAAGUGAUUUAAGCAUUGAUGUUUCGACCGCAGUAGAUGAUGAUGCUUGGACAACUGAAGUUGUUAGCACAACCGAGGAAGAGACAACGCCCACUACGACCACCACUACAACGACGACGACGACGACUACAACAACAACGCCGGCCCCCACUACGACCACAACAACAAACGCACCCACUCGCCCUUCAAGGUUCAAGGGUCGCCCCGGUGCCCGAUCACGCGCCCCUGCUUCCACAAGUGCAGCCACUGAACCACCGCAAGAGACGACUACGAGAGUGCGAGGUCGAUUUGGUAAGCCAAACGGGGCCCGGAAAACAACCGCUGCAGCCGCUGCCGCCGCCGCGGUCGAAACUUCAACAUCAGCCGCACCUGUUGAAAAACCAGCACAGGCUAAGCAGGCAUUCGGCCGUCGCGGUCUAUUUGCUGGCCGAGCUCGCCCCAGCACCAGUGCUCCAGUUCAAGACGCAUUAAAUUCGAGCGCGUCCAGUGAUGGAACUACACUAAGGCCGCGACUGCGUCCAGGCCAACGAAGAAUUUCCACAACUACCGCAGCCACUUCUUCUGCAGAAGUAGGAGAAACCGCUUCACCUGUUACGGGAGCAAACCCAUCGUCUGGUGAAGUGGUUGAAACUACGCCUAAUCCUUCAAGGACAAUUGGUCGUAAACCUGGUGCCAGGCCAGUAGCGUUAAGACCAGGGCCGAGGUUGAACAUCAGGCCCAGUGCUCGUUUAAGACCUGGACUGACCAGCGCAGCGCCAACGGAAUCCUCAUCUGAUGCACCUGUUGCCGAGACCCCGGCAUCCGAGGCACCAGCAACUGAAUCUGAUGCUGAGGGAUCAGUGCCAACUCCAGCACCUGAACAACCCCGCGGAGUGCUGAAACUUCGCAACCGGCUGCAGGUGUCACCUUCUCCAAAACCACGUGUCGCCGUCACACCACCUGCGCGUCGACCCAACCCACUUCUGAAGAAACGACUUCCUUCUACUGAGGCUACGACAGAAGCGCCUAAGAAGUCAACAGAGUCUUCAGAAGAGAGCACUAGUGCAGAGAAGAGCGAGGUUGAGGCUGAAACAGAGGCUGUUCCAGCGGAGACGACACCUGCUCCUCCAUUACGAGGCCUUGAUGCCCUCAUCGCAAGAAGACGCGCUGCUGGGAUAGGUGGCCGGCCAGCUCGCCCCGUCCGAGGCGCGAGAACACCUUAAUAACAUCACAAUCAAACCCCUCCGUAUACUAGAGUUAAAUUACGACACAACUGUACCCGUUUAUUGUAAUUUUUACACCUUCAAAGUUGUAACUCGUUAAACUCGUGUAGUUAUUUUUGAGCUCAUACUCCUAUUUUUGUUAUGUAGCACAUACGAUUCAAAUUAGCCCUAUUAUUCAGGUGUCGUAAUGUAACUUUAGCAUUAUUCUAUGGCGUCGCUCACCGAGAAAAAUAUUAAUACUAUCUAUUCAUCAUUCAAAAUAAGUAGUAGUUAUAAUUACAUCAAUACUUAUGUCACAGAGUUGCUUUUAAGUUGCUUUAAAUUUUAGAAAUUGUAAAGGAUUUCUUCAAAAUGCUUCCCUGUACGUUUUUAUUUCUCGGUGCAACAAUUAGCGCUCGUCAUAUUAGUCAAAUUAUUCCCCAAACUGCUUAGAGAUUAUUCUAAUUCUCACUUUUUUAUA